Molecule: messenger RNA, 666 nt
Organism: Radiomyces spectabilis
Lineage: Eukaryota; Fungi; Mucoromycota; Mucoromycetes; Mucorales; Radiomycetaceae
Product: thioredoxin-like protein 4A
Exons: 6
Coding region: 129-563 (144 amino acids)
Biological process (GO): mRNA splicing, via spliceosome
Cellular component (GO): U4/U6 x U5 tri-snRNP complex; U5 snRNP; spliceosomal complex
Source: RefSeq, a predicted model, not a curated record
AUCAUUGGCAGAAAGAAAAAAAAAAGUAAUUCAAAUUCCGGCAGCCAUUUCCUAUUUGUUCAUUUCAACUGUGCCCAUCCAUUCUAGGUUUUUCUGCCGAGUACUUUAUACCGCUUUUUCAAGCUAUCAUGGUAAGAUCGUACUUUUUGCCCCAUUUAACCAACGGCUGGCAAGUGGAUCAAGCCAUCUUGUCUGAGGAGGACCGUGUCGUCAUUAUUCGCUUCGGUCACGAUUGGGACCCCACAUGUAUGAAGAUGGACGAAGUUUUAUAUAGCAUUGCUGAAAAAGUCAAAAACUUUGCUGUCAUUUACUUGGUGGAUAUUACGGAAGUCCCGGACUUUAACAAGAUGUAUGAAUUGUAUGAUCCGUGCACGGUAAUGUUUUUCUUCCGUAAUAAGCACAUCAUGGUGGAUUUGGGUACGGGUAACAAUAACAAGAUCAACUGGGCAUUGGACGACAAGCAAGAAAUGAUUGAUUUGGUUGAAAUUGUUUAUCGUGGUGCGAGAAAAGGAAGAGGUCUCGUGGUAUCACUGAAAGACUACUCGACAAAAUACAAGUAUUAGAAAAAAAAAAUUGGGCACAACAACAACAAUACUUUGGUAUAUCACUUUAAUGGGAUUUUCAUCAUGAUGAAAAAAGAACUAUAACAAUUUUUACACUAAAUGA